ACAAUGUCUUCUAGGAAAGAUGCAUGGUUUUGAUGUUUUUAUGUUGUUGUCAAGAUCCAUUUUUCCAAAACUACUAGUUGAAAGUAAAGAAUUGAAGGCAAACAAGAGAUCACACAUGUAAGUUAGUCACUAUUAAUAAAAAAAAAUUAGCAGCUACAUAUGUAACGAAAUAUAUACGAUGUAGGAUAUUUGCUGUAUUUACAUUGAACUCUCAGCUGUACGAAAGGCAUGACGUCUUCGCACUAUAACCGGAAAUGAAAUGGAAAUAAAAGUAUCGUCACGAGAUAACCAGCACAGUCAAACGCCCAAAAAACCGGAACGUUGUUUUAUUUCGAAAAUCCCAGCCGGAAGUUGAACUUGUACUCGUGUCUAGCUUGCUGCCGGUCUGUCCCGUUCUCCUCCUCCAUCCUCCAGUCGCAGCAGCGGCGUCCGUCGCUCCACCGCAGAGGACAGCGGGUGUUUGUAGGACACUGGGCCCACGGAGGGAGGGGUCCUGGCCUGGGCACGGAUCCCGAAGAGGCCCCGGGGCCGCGGCUGGAUGGAGUCGGGCUGCAUUCACACAGCAAUGGCUAUGGGUCUGACAUCGAAAAAGGCGUCUGCUCGGAGCGUCGGCGUGGAGCGAAAGAACCUCAUCACUGUUUGCAGAUUCUCUGUCAAGACUCUCCUAGAAAAGUACACGGCAGAGCCCAUAGAUGACUCAUCCGAGGAAUUUAUUAACUUUGCCGCCAUUUUAGAGCACAUCCUCAGCCACCGCUUCAAAGGUAACACUGCAGGUUCUGGAAGCUGGUUCAGCUCAGAUGGACAGCGCAGUUUCUGGGAGUACAUCCGCGUGGCGUGCAGCAAGGUGCAGAACAACUGCGUCGCCAGCAUUGAAAACAUCGAGAACAUCAGCACGUCGCGGGCCAAGGGACGGGCGUGGAUUCGAGUGGCGCUGAUGGAGAAACGUCUGUCCGAAUACGUGUCCACCGCUCUGAGAGACACAAGAACCACCAGGAGGUUCUAUGACGACGGAGCCAUCAUGCUGAGGGAGGAGGCCACGGUUCUGACCGGCAUGCUGAUCGGACUGAGCGCCAUUGACUUCAGUUUUUGCUUGAAGGGUGAGACUCUGGAUGGGAAAUCCUCGGCCGUGAUUGACUACACACCCUACCUGAAGUUCACUCAGAGUUACGACUACCUGAGUGACGAGGAGGACCGCCGCAGCGUGGACAGCAGCAACAGCGAGGAGAGCGUCCCCGAUCAUCCCUACAUCCCUCUGGUGACCGACGAGGAGAGCUGGAGCAACAAGUGUCGCAAGAUGGAGCAGAGGUUCAAGAUCGUCUACGCCCAGAAGGGUUACCUGGAGGAGCUGGUGCGUCUGCGGGAGUCGCAGCUGAAGAACGUGGAGAUGGAGAACAAGCACCUGAGAGCCAAGGUGGAGGAGCUGAUGGUCCAGAACCAGCAGGAGAAGAAGGAACUGGAGGCCGUCGUGCUGGAGCUACAGGCACAACUCUCGGCCCUCAUGCCCUGCGAUUCCUCCCACCUGGCCAAGGACCUCUCCAUCCCGCUGGUCAACCAGUGGCCCACCAUCACAACCAACCAAGGCCAUGUCAAACUGUUCCGCAGGAGGAGCUUCCACAGUUUGGAGCAACUUUCUGCCGACGUCAGUCUGAACUCCGACUCCCAGAGGACCGACGGGAGGCUGAACGGAGAUGCCGGCUGGACCUCAGCAGGUAAGGACGACACUCCCUCCAUGCUGGGUCUGUGCGGCUCUCUGGCCUCUCUGCCGAGCUCCAGGUCGCUGGCCAGCCUCAAGUCCAGCGAGUGUCUGGUCAACAUCAGCACCGAGCCCAGCCCCGCGCUCUCUCCCAGCUAGAGGAGCUCCGCACACCGACACACCCCGAGAUUACACCCCCAGCCCGUCUGCCUGGUGAUGCUGCGUCGUUGACCUAUUGUCUGACCGAGACCCCUGCCCCCACCUGCACCCCGCCCAGCUCCAUGAGAAACACAACAGCAAAAGCCAUCUCUGGAUUUUUGUACACACGAAAGCGAAGUCAUCAUUAAGCUGAAAUCCAUCUAUUAUUUUUUUGCUCCCUCCGCUUCGCCUCGUCCACUCAGCUCUUCUCUCACACUCUCCCACAACCAGCAUCACGCCAUUCCUCUCUCAAACAUUCUCCAAAGUAUCCAAAGUUUAUAUUUUUUUCCCCCCCAUGGCAUCAUCUGUGUGUUAGUGCACGUUUGGUCUUUUUUUUUCUUCUUUCUUUCUCCCUUCUGUCUUGUCAAAAUGUUACUGAAGCAGCACUGGCAGCUCUACGGCUGCAGCCACUAGCAACGAGAGAAGUGAUGCUAAUAAGAGAUAGAGAUGAUCCAUAUGAAGUAGAGGAUGAGUUGUCACGGUGUCCUAUCGGUGCGUUUGGUGAGUUUGACUGAAAGGGUAUCUGGGGUCCACCACCCCUGACAUUGCAUCAUCAUUCCUCCUUAUGUAAUCAAACUCCACAAACUGUUACAGUAUAUUUACAGUGUAUUUAUUCAUGAUAUCAAAACUGUCACACAUGUUCAUUUAUUUCAUUUCAGCCCAUACAACAGUCUGUUCUUACGGCGCAUUUGGUUAUUUUAUUUCUUUUCGUUUUUUCGUUGUUGUAAUAAAAGGCCUUUUUUUUCCAUUGA
This is a messenger RNA of Scophthalmus maximus (turbot), 2643 nucleotides long. Its product is annotated as RUN domain-containing protein 3A. Lineage: Eukaryota; Metazoa; Chordata; Actinopteri; Pleuronectiformes; Scophthalmidae. The transcript is spliced from 11 exons. Bases 539 to 1852 code for a protein of 437 amino acids. The record is from RefSeq and is a predicted model, not a curated record. Gene Ontology annotation, cellular component: cytosol.